AUGGAAGAAACAAAGACACGUCAAGUCGCGGAGCAUGGCGCGGAUCGCAGAACGAGGGAACUAUAUCGCUACUAUCAGCCCGGGGGCCCAACACACACACUCCCCGCCUGGCUCUCUUCCACGGGAGAGAGUCGAUCAUCUGGAUCGACGGGCAGCUCAAACACCCCUGUUCGUGAUAGUUCGGUAGCAGGUUCCAAUAGUAGUGCGACCUCAACUCCAUCCACUGCAAUCGGACCGGAGGCGUUGGUCCUAGGAUUAUCCAACAACACUUUGACCUCGUUUGCACAGCUUGCAGCACUACGCUUGAAUGUGGAACGAGCUCUCAUAUGUGUUCUCGACCGAGAUAUGCAGUACAUUCUUUCCGAGGCCACCAAGUCAGUUAGUCUGAAUGACCACUCGGUCCACAACGAUAAAGAUGCGAUUUGGUCUGGAAACACCAACGGCGAGAAGGCGUGGAGCUUGUGUAAAGACACUGUUGCCCUCUCAUCUUCCAAUCGCGAAACCGCCGACUAUCCCCACCUCGUCGUCAAUGACCUAUCCAAGAAUGAACGUUAUAGCAACCUUCCUUUCGUUCAAAACGAUCCUCAAUUUCGAUUCUACGCCGGAACCCCCUUGACUACCCAUAAUGGUAUAAAUCUGGGAUGCUUCUUUGUGUUGGACAAGGAACCUCGUGAUGGAUUGGCUGCAUCGGAAAAGGACACACUUGGGUCGCUGGCCAUGCUUGUUGUCGAUUAUCUCAAAGUCUGCCGUCAGGCUUCGGAAGGUCGUCGAGCUGCACGAAUCUCUCGUGGACUGAGCUACUUCGUCGACGGGAGCUCCAGCUUCGUAGAAAGUGUUGACCCCUCGCGGGCCGAAAGCUGUCCCUCUCAAUCUCACUUUUGGCGAUUCCCGUGGAGCAGCCUAGGCAACUCCCUCCAAUCCGACCAAUCGUCCCAGAAUGAGCGAGCAUAUCAAGAAUCAUCAGGCCAAUCAAACAGCCCGCCCAACGAUCGGAGCAGCCUUGGCAACUCCGUCCAAUUCGACCAGUCGUCCCAGAACGAGAGAGCAUCUCGAGCAUCAGGCCAAUCAAACAGUCCGCCCAACGAUCGAUCUCUGAGCAAUGAUGCGCAAUCUGUUAGCUCUCGGGGCUCUAAAUUAGACACUGGGACCUCUGGUGGGGCGAGCUCUCUGCCCGAGUGGAUCACCAGCAGCAGCAGAAACCAGCUUCCCCCGACGACUCUCAUGGCAAUUCCUGGUGUUUUCGCCGGGCAGCGAAUUUGCUCCGUGAAAGCCUGGAUUUGA
Messenger RNA from Penicillium cosmopolitanum, 1281 nucleotides. RefSeq names its product GAF domain-containing protein. The transcript is spliced from 3 exons. The record is from RefSeq and is a predicted model, not a curated record. Bases 1 to 1281 code for a protein of 426 amino acids. NCBI's taxonomy places the organism in Eukaryota, Fungi, Ascomycota, Eurotiomycetes, Eurotiales, Aspergillaceae.